Molecule: messenger RNA, 2856 nt
Organism: Gastrolobium bilobum
Lineage: Eukaryota; Viridiplantae; Streptophyta; Magnoliopsida; Fabales; Fabaceae
Product: probable galacturonosyltransferase 4
Exons: 9
Coding region: 562-2571 (669 amino acids)
Molecular function (GO): polygalacturonate 4-alpha-galacturonosyltransferase activity
Source: RefSeq, a predicted model, not a curated record
UGGUUACUACUGUUAUCUCCAACGUCCUUCUUCUCUCUCUCUCUCUCUCUCUCUCUCUCUCUCUCUCUCUCUGUUUCUGAGCAUGCAUAUGCAUUUCUCAGAAAAGGGUCCAAGCCAAUAAAGAAAAGUUGCAGUUUUUGAAGAACGGGUCCUAUUGGGUUCUUCCUAUUUCGCACGCACACACACACACACAAAACACAAGACAACGUUAUCUUUCUCUGUUUCCGAUCCCAAAAUGCGGUUUCCUCUCUCUUUCUCUCCCCUUGCAAACUCAGUGUAAUUGCUUCAGAUUCCAUCUUCCUCCUUUACGCUUCUCCCUAAAGCUUUGCACUUGGAGGAAUUUUCCAACGCGCCCCACAAGAAAAAGAUAAAGUGGGUCUUCUUUUCUGCUCAAAAAGCUUCUUUCUUUGCUCCAAUUUCUUCGUUUUCUUUAUCUCUCUCUGUGUGUGUGUGUCCUCUGAAACAGAGCAGAAUCUGUGGUAUUUCCAAAGGGACUAGUGUCUCUUUUUCUUUCUUUGUUUUUUCUUUUCUUUUCUCCCUGUGGUGGGUUCUUGAGUAGAAAUGGUGGGGGUGAGAAACAUUGUGCUGUUGUUGCUGUGCAUUACUGUUGUUGCUCCAAUUGUGCUCUACACUGAUCGCCUUGGAACCUUCAAAUCCCCCUCCACCAAGCAAGAGUUUAUUGAAGAUGUUACUGCUUUUGCUUUGAGUGCAGCAGACUCUGGCCACUUGAAUCUGCUACCCCAGGAAACUUCAACGGCCGUUAAAGAACCUAUUGGGGUUGUGUAUACUGAGGACUCAACUAAAGCAAAGAAUUUGCCUAAAGACUUGCAAUUGGUGGAAUCAAGGGAGCAUGUAUCUGCCAGGGUAUUGUCAACUACAACUGAGAAAGAUCAUCAAACUAAAAAGGAGAACCCUAUCAUCAAACUGGUGACAGAUGGAAUUAAACAAGGAAAUCAAGGCGGCAGCACCUUGGAGAAAGCUGAUGUAAGUGGUGAAAAUGUAAAUGGGGAAGAUGAUGCUAUUGAUGUUGAUGACAAUAAUGAGAAACUUACUAAAUCAGCUCGUGGAUCUACUCAAAAGCCUCAAAUUAAGACCAACAAGCAGGAACAACAAGCAACAGAAACUUCUAGCAAAGUAAACAAGGAAGAGCCCUUAUUGUCUGAAACCAAUAAGCAGAAUGACCAAACUCCAUCAGAUGCUCGGGUACAGCGAAUAAAAGAUCAGCUCAUCCAAGCUAAGGUCUAUCUGUCCUUUCCAGUGGUAAAAAGCAACCCCCAUCUCACUCGGGAGCUUCGAUUACGGAUAAAAGAAGUUUCACGAACACUUGGAGAUGCAAGCAAAGAUUCUGAACUACCCAGGAAUGCAAAUGAGAGAAUGAAGGCAAUGGAGCAAACAUUGAUGAAAGGAAAACAAAUUCAAGAUGACUGUGCUGCUGUUGUGAAGAAGCUUCGGGCUAUGCUCCACUCAACGGAGGAGCAACUUCGUGCGCACAAGAAGCAGACUUUGUUCUUAACUCAAUUGACAGCAAAAACACUGCCCAAAGGUCUUCAUUGUCUUCCAUUGCGCCUUACAACUGAGUAUUAUAAAUUGAAUUCUUCUCAGCAAGAGUUCCCCAAUCAAGAGAAGUUAGAAGACCCUCAACUAUAUCAUUAUGCAAUAUUCUCAGACAACAUAUUGGCAACAGCUGUGGUUGUGAAUUCUACUGCUUCCAAUGCUAAGGAUGCCUCAAAACAUGUUUUCCACAUUGUUACGGAUAGGCUCAAUUAUGCUGCAAUGAGGAUGUGGUUUUUGGUGAAUCCACCAGGCAAGGCAACCAUUCAAGUUCAGAACAUUGAAGAUUUUACAUGGUUGAAUUCAAGUUACAGUCCUGUUCUUAAGCAGUUGGGUUCCCCAUCUAUGAUAGAUUAUUACUUCAAGGCUCAUCGAGCAACUUCUGAUUCAAACCUGAAGUUUCGGAAUCCAAAGUAUCUAUCUAUCUUGAACCACCUCCGCUUCUACCUGCCUGAGAUCUUUCCAAAGCUCAACAAAGUGCUGUUCCUGGAUGAUGAUAUAGUUGUGCAGAAGGAUCUGACUGGUCUUUGGUCAGUUGAUUUGAAAGGCAAGGUAAAUGGUGCUGUAGAAACGUGUGGAGAAAAUUUUCACCGAUUUGAUCGCUAUCUCAACUUCGCCAAUCCUCUUAUUGCAAAAAAUUUUGACCCACAUGCUUGCGGAUGGGCAUACGGUAUGAAUGUAUUUGAUUUAGUGGAAUGGAAGAGGCAAAACAUCACAGAGGUGUACCACAACUGGCAGAAUCUGAAUCAUGAUAGACAACUCUGGAAGUUAGGAACCCUGCCACCAGGUCUCAUAACAUUCUGGAAACGCACUUUCCCACUGCACCGAUCUUGGCAUGUAUUGGGUCUUGGCUACAACCCCAACGUCAACCAAAAAGAUAUUGAGCGAGCUGCUGUCAUACACUAUAAUGGGAACCUGAAGCCAUGGCUUGAGAUAAGUAUUCCCAAGUUUAGAAGUCAUUGGGCGAAGUAUGUUGACUAUGAUCAUGUGUAUUUGCGAGAAUGCAACAUCAAUCCAUAGAUGGGUCUUUUCGGUACUUUUGAUCAUAUUGAAGUUUUCUUGCCAUUAGCCAAGUUGUGACGUACCUUAUAGGUCUGCAAUUCCAUCUGUGUAGGGCUUCUAUUUUUUAAAGCUUUACAAUUCUUUUUGUAUACGUUUUCCUGUUCUAUAUCAGUAUUUUUUGGAUUUGCGCAUAGAAGACUAAGAGCCAAAUUCUGAGUAUCAAUUUGCUACCCUUGAUCACAUAACUGCAGAGAUGCUAACUGUACUUGUAAAUGAAAUGAAGAGGCUAGUUUUUUUUUUUUU